GAAGAAGCCCACGCACACAACUGUGAACUGCUGGUUCUGCAACCAGGACACUGUGGUGCCGUAUGGGAACCGCAACUGUUGGGAUUGCCCCAACUGCGAGCAAUACAAUGGCUUCCAAGAGAACGGCGAUUACAACAAGCCGAUCCCGGCUCAGUAUAUGGAGCACCUGAACCAUGUCAUCUCCGGGGACAGCUCUUACUACGACUCCACCAAGCCCCAGCAGUGGGUGAGCAGCCAGGUCUUGCUCUGCCGGAAAUGCAACAACUACCAGACCCUGAAGAUCAAGCAGCUGGCGUCCUUCAUGCCCAGGGAAGAGGGGAAAUACGACGAGGAGAUCGAGGUGUUCAAGCACCACCUGGAGCAAACCUACAAGCUCUGCCGGCCCUGCCAGGCGGCUGUGGAGUACUACAUCAAGUACCAGAACCGGCAGCUGCGGGCCCUGCUUCUCCGCCACCACUUCAGCCAGCGGAAGACGGACCAGUCCUACAUGCAGAGUUUCUACGCCGCCGCCUCCAUGACCAUGCCGGUCCACGUGCUGGCGCUUCGCUUCCUGGCCUUCCUCAGCUGUGCCAUCCUCAUCGCCAUGGCCCUGUACGGAUCGGGCAACCCCUUCUCCCCGGAGCCCGCCAGCCCUCCUCCAACGCCGUUGGCAAGGAACGGGACUGAACCAGCGGCCCCCGGCAAUGCCACUCUGCUGGAACUCCUGGGCUGGCGAGAGGUGACCCGCCUGUUGCCGGAGCAGCUGCUUGGGGGGCUGAGCACCGCCUGGAGCUACGGGAAGAACCACCAGGUGGCAGUGGUGGCCCUGGGGCUGCUGAUGUGCCUCUCGGCUAUGCUGUUCGCUGGACGCAUCAGGUUGCGGCGCAUCGAUGCCUUCGCCUCCGUCCUGUGGCUGCUGGUGAUGGGCUUCCAUCUGGUGGAGAAGUACCUGCAGGCGGACACCCCCAGCUGGCUGGACACGGCGAAGUUCAGCACGACCUCCCUGUGCUGCCUCGUGGGAUUCGCGGCAGCCGUGGCCACCCAGAAGUCAACGGGCCAGCGGAGACCCCGAUCCCGAAGGUACCUCCCCGGAGACCCGGUUGCAGCAUUCCCCAACAGCGCUGGGACGGGCUUCCCGUAUCCUUCCGCCGCUCCAUCUGUUUUCAUCCCAACGCCUCCCAGCGUUCUGCCGUUCACAAACCAGCAGUUCUUCCAUUCCCCACGGCGAACUUCCUCCUCUUCUCUUCCCGGACGGCUAAACCGGGCCCUCUCACUGGGCACAAUUCCUUCCCUGGCCAGAACUGAUUCUGGUUAUCUGUUCAGCGGAAGCCGCCCCCCGUCACAGACCUCCCUUUCGAAGGAGUCGCCCGUGUCAGAAUAUUUCUCCCUCCUGUCCGGAAGCUGCGUCCCCUCCCCUGUUCCCUCGCCAGCGCCCUCUGUGGCCGGCUCGGUGACAUCCAGCUCCGGUUCCCUGCGCUACCGCCGGCCCCUCAUCAGCCCGGCGCGGCUCAACCUGAAAGGCCAGCGGCUCAUGCUCUUCCCGUCUCAGGGCCAGGGCCACCACGGGGAAGACCACGUCCACUCGGAGACCAGCGUCUUUGCCCCGGAUGUGCCCGCCUUCCCGAAGAGGAGCCUGGGCGACCGUGGAAUGCACGAUGUGAGGGCGGUCGUGGAAGCCGGAAGCGUCUGUAGCGGCCUCUCCGUCAAGAAGCGAGACCCCUCCUCCCACUCCUCCAGCUGUGUGGUGGACACGACGACGAAGGGGGAGGAGCUGACGAGCUGGAGAGGUCGCUUUGGGAACUCGGCGGUCCGAGGCCUGCUCGCAGUCAGCCUGACCGUCAACGCCAUCUUCACGUCGGCCUACCUCUACCAAAGUUUCCGCUGAGCCCCGGGGAGAACUUCCUUCCUCGCCCCUGACAUGGUGCUGCUCCCCGCGGGGAGAUCCCGGCGCGAGAAGGAGUCGAGAGCCACCCGCGUCUCCACACCGCCGCUCUGCAACCUCUCCUGCUCGCCUGCCACGAAGGAAGCUGACGCCUCGUUUUUGCCUCGUUGGCAGCCAAGCAGCAGCCAGAGGCACAUGCAGCGAGCAAUGAACGCAACCCUGGUUACCACGCACCUUCUUUUGUACAGAACUGGUUUGGGGAGACAGACUCACGGAAGCUGUUGGUGGGGGAUGUCCAAGCGGGUCCUUGGUUGGGUUCCACUUCUCUGAGCGGAUGGCCGCUGUUUCCCAUAGUUCUCUCUUUUUUUAGCAGCAAUGUUAUUGGCUCACAGGAGAGAGUCCUCCGGUGUUUCUCCAGGGCAGCUGCGUUGGCCGGAGACACCCCCUGGCUUUCUCCCAAUUUUCUCCCCCCCGCCCCAGGUGUCUUCCGGCUUGC
Molecule: messenger RNA, 2357 nt
Organism: Gekko japonicus
Lineage: Eukaryota; Metazoa; Chordata; Lepidosauria; Squamata; Gekkonidae
Gene: TMEM201
Product: transmembrane protein 201
Exons: 10
Biological process (GO): nuclear migration along microtubule
Cellular component (GO): nuclear inner membrane
Molecular function (GO): lamin binding; actin filament binding
Source: RefSeq, a predicted model, not a curated record